Molecule: messenger RNA, 1253 nt
Organism: Juglans microcarpa x Juglans regia
Lineage: Eukaryota; Viridiplantae; Streptophyta; Magnoliopsida; Fagales; Juglandaceae
Product: tRNase Z TRZ1
Exons: 8
Coding region: 146-1024 (292 amino acids)
Source: RefSeq, a predicted model, not a curated record
UUUUUUUGUCGGCCCAAAGCUCCGUGCCCAGAUUUCCCACUGCCAAGUUGGAGCAAGCCAAGUUCCAACCCCUUGCCCCGUUGCUGUAAAACCCCGUAGCAUCCUCUCGACAUUCUAUCCCCUCCUCGGGGCUCCAAUUUGCUUUAUGGAGAGGGGAACCAAGGACUCCGACUCGGGCUCGGAUAAGACGAAGGGUGCUAUGAACAUCGAAGGGUACCCGGUGAAGGGUCUGUCAAUUGCAGGCCACGAAACCUGCGUAAUGUUCCCCACUCUCAAAUUGGCCUUCGAUAUCGGCCGUUUCCCCCAGCAAGCUAUAAGCCACGACUUCCUCUGCAUCUCCCACGCCCACAUGGACCACAUUGGAGGGCUUCCCAUGUAUGUUGCAACUCGUGGCUUAUUCAGCAUGAAGCCACCUACAAUCAUUGUACCAAAAUGUAUAAAGAAAGAUGUCGAACAACUCUUUGAAGUGCACAGAAGAAUGGACCAAUCAGAGUUGAACCAUAAUCUGAUUGGCUUGGAUGUUGGAGAAGAGUUUUACUUGAGAAAAGACCUCAAAGUAAGAGCUUUUCAGACUUACCAUGCCAUACCUAGCCAGGGUUAUGUAGUUUACUCUAUAAAACAGAAACUUAAGCAGGAGUACGUUGGCCUUUCUGGGAAUGAGAUUAAAAAUUUGAAGUCAUCAGGUGUGGAGAUUACAUACACAAUAACAGCACCAGAAAUUGCUUUCACUGGAGAUACCACGUCUGACUUCAUGAUUGACCAAAAUAACACUGAUGUUCUGAGAUCAAGGAUUCUUGUUAUGGAGAGCACCUUUCUUGAUAACUCUGUUUCAGUGGAGGAUGCGAGAGUCUAUGGACACACUCAUCUAUCUGAGAUAAUAAGUCAUGCUGAGAGGUUUGAGAACAAGGCAAUCCUUCUCAUACACUUUUCAGCUCGCUACAGACUUGAGGAAAUUCAACAAGCUGUUUCUGCAUUGCCUCUGCCUUUAGCAGGUCGAGUAUUUGCACUUACAGAAGGAUUCUGAUGACGUCGAGAGGAGAUUUAUUUCCAAUAGUUUCUUGGGCUUUUUUUUUUUUUCGCGCCGGGGGGGGGGGGGGGGGGGGCGUGUUGGGGGAGGUUGUUAAAUCUGAUAGCAAGAUCUGCUUUCUGAACACAAUGUCUAAUGCAGUGACUUAAUGGAGUUAUAGAUGGACGAAUCAGAGAACUAACCUAUUUAGUUGGGCAAACCUUACCAAUUAUCCAGGUAUUGUGAA